ACUGCCUGUUCUCACUGCUCAGGUCUGGUGCAUCAAGCCAGAAGCAGCCACAGGGAUGGAAGUGUUUCUCAAGAUCGAACACAGGAAGACCAGCUUCUUCACUGAGGCCAAGGAGUCGACCACAGUGUUAGAGCUGAAGCGCAUUGUCCAGGGCUUCGUGAAGAGGCCUCCUAAGGAUCAGCUGCUGUUCAAGGAUGACCAGCUCCUUGAAGAGAGGAAAACUCUGCGUGACUGUGGCUUCACCAGCGAGGUAGCAAAGCAACAGGACCCAGCCAUCGUGACCUUGGCCUUCAGAGAAGAUGCCUUUCAACUCCUGCAUGCCCGCCCUUUUUCUUGUCCACUGAUUGGAGGUGUGCUGAAAAAUGGUCUAGACUUAGAGAGAGAGUUGGAAUAUGUUAUGCAGUGAGGGCCCCAAACCCACUCCUAGGAAUUCAUUUCCUGAUAAAGAUGUGACUCUCUUUCUACAUUAAGAAAUAAAUAAAUAAACUUAACACACCGAUGUCA
Molecule: messenger RNA, 504 nt
Organism: Rattus rattus (black rat)
Lineage: Eukaryota; Metazoa; Chordata; Mammalia; Rodentia; Muridae
Product: elongin-B-like
Exons: 1
Coding region: 56-406 (116 amino acids)
Biological process (GO): transcription elongation by RNA polymerase II
Cellular component (GO): VCB complex; elongin complex
Molecular function (GO): protein binding
Source: RefSeq, a predicted model, not a curated record